CCAUUACAAUUUCCUUUCCCCCAACUCAAUCAUCAAUCAUCUUAAAUCUCUCCUUUUUGUUCUAAUCAUGCCCUCUUUCUCUGCUUUUCUGGCUCUGGCCGCUUUAUUUGCCCUCACGGCGGCGCCGACCUUUUCUGAGGCUUACAAAUUCGUCGUCGGCGGCAAAGACGGCUGGGUCUUCAACCCCUCCGAGCCCUUCAACCACUGGGCCGAGCGUAACAGAUUUCAAGUCAACGAUACUCUCUAUUUCAAGUACCAAAAUGGGACGGAUUCGGUGCUGGUUGUGAGCAAGGACGAUUACUUCUCCUGCAACACAAAAAACCCAAUUGUUUCGUUCCAAGAUGGAGAUUCAAUCUUCAAAUUCGAUCGCUCUGGCCCCUUUUACUUCAUCUCCGGCAACGCCGAUCGCUGCCAGAAGGGCCAAAAGCUCAUUGUUGUGGUCCUCGCUCUCACGCAUAACCACCACCACCGCGCUCCGCCGACCCCGACUGCAGACUCGCCGGACUCUGCCGGGGGAUUCACGGCGCCAGUUCCGGCUCCGGCCAAGAAUUCCGCUUUGGGAGGCGCGGCUAAUGUAUUCAGUUUCGGUGUUAUCAGUGCUGUUCUUUUGAGUUCUUUGGUGGGGCUGUCGCUCUAGUUUGAGUUUGAAUACAUUAAAGUUUUCAUUUUUAGAUAUGGGUUGUUCUCGUGGUUUGGGUUUGGGUCUGCCAUUUUAAUUUGUAUCCAAUUCAAGAAUUCGUUUGAAAAUUUUCUCUGUCUUUUGUCUUUUAUUUUUUUAUUCCAACUUUUGUUAAUCUGAAUGUAUUCAUAUGGUUCAUCCUUUAAUAUCUCU
Momordica charantia (bitter melon) is the source of this 832-nucleotide messenger RNA. RefSeq names its product early nodulin-like protein 4. Gene Ontology annotation, cellular component: plasma membrane. Gene Ontology annotation, molecular function: electron transfer activity. The record is from RefSeq and is a predicted model, not a curated record. Lineage: Eukaryota; Viridiplantae; Streptophyta; Magnoliopsida; Cucurbitales; Cucurbitaceae.